UCUUUCAGUUGUCUUCCUGGAGCGGUCAAUUAUACCGCGGCCGAUAGUAGUUGCGAGAGGAAAAAUGAUUUGUUCAAUCAACAGGCAAAAGAACAUACAAAUUCAUUCCCAGAAGACAAUGAAGAAGAGCGUCCUUCAUCAUUGAGAAGGCUGGUGUCAAAUUUUGCAGCCUCCACUACAGCGCAUGGUGUAGCAAACAUAGCCGCUGCAAAGAGUUUGCCAAAGCGCAUGGUGUGGCUUGUGGUUACGGUCGCGUUAUAUGCGGUUUUACUUCUGAUGUGUUGUCAGUUGAUUGUAAGGUACAAGAUGAAACCUGUAGUAUCCAGAAUGGAGAUGAGCUUUGAAGAGGUACAAAAACGAGCUCAUAUAAGUGUCACAGGAAGGAGCUAAUUUGUGCGUGGCUUAGGUUUUAUUUAAAGGGAACCUCCACUUCAACAAAAAGAUAACUUUAAAUCACAGGAAAUAACUGUUACAGUCAAGUCAAUCUAAAAUAUUUUUUAAAAAAGCGUUUGUAUCCGAAAGAAAUAACUUUUAGAUUCGCCUAUUUUUGUUUUCAAAUUUUGCGGGCGUCGCCAUCUUGAAUAAUUGUGACGUGUUACGGUUGCCCUAUUGUUAUUAAACAAAAGCUCUUUGUGUCAGAACAAUAGAGCAACCAUAACACGUCACAAUUAUUCAAGAAGGCGGCGCCCGCGAAAUUUGAAAGUGAAAAUAAGCGAUUUUAAAAUUCACUUUUCCUGAUAUAAACACUUUUUUAAGGACAAAUUUGGAACAAAUUUGUUUAUCAACAUAAUUUUAUUCGAUUUAAACUUAUUCUGUAGUAAGAGUGGAGGUUCCCUUUAACACCUAAAAGAUUCUUUCCUAAAAGACGUAUAAAUAAGUCAAAUCAUCAUCAUCAUCAUCAGUCCGCUUCAUUCCCGACGAAACACAGAUCCUCUACUAAUGUUUGCCAUGUGACUCUAUGAGUAGUGACGCCUUACGCCAACUAAGUCCUUUCUCCUCAUGUUCUAACAUCCUUGUGCACUUCCAUGUAUGUCGGAGUGCUUCUCUCUUUUCCUUCCCUGUGGGGUUCAUUCAAGGGCAUUCUUGGCCACAUGUUAAUAAUAAUAAUAAUAACAUUUAUUUAUACCGCGCAAAUUCAACUAUACAGUUUUCAAAUGCGCCUUACAAUUAAAGAUCUAAAAAUAUACCUUACAAUUAAAGAUCUAAAAAUAUACCGUUUAAAAAAAAAAAAUUACAGCAUUAAAUUACAUUACAUUAUAUCGUCCGUUGCAUUCAGUGUGUGGCUUAUCCAUCACCAUACUCGUUGUUCUAUCUCUUCCUGUAUCGGUCGCUGUCCUGCCUGUCUCCAGAGCUCUUUAAUACAGAUUCUUCUGGGUCACCAAACAACCAGGAUGCUCCUAAGGCACCUGUUAAUAAAAACCUGUAACUUCUGCUUCAGCCCUUUAGUCGAUCUCCACGUUUCUGCACUAUGCAAGAGCACGGCCUUCUUAUUUCACCCAUCGCAUACCUGGGUGUCCCCCCCAACCCCCCUUCUUCUUACUACUUACAAUGCACGGAGGUACUUGGAAUCGUCUACCUUCUCAAUUAGCUCCCUUACAAUCAUCACACGCCUAAUACCGCUUUAUGAACACAACCGAAUUUGACCCUAUCGCCCACACUUUAUCAACAACUUAACUAAUACAUUCACACUGAGCUGACUUCACAAUUCACGUUGCUUUUUAGCAUCCUCUUUCGUUCAUCAAAAAUACUACAGCUGAGUUCUAAAAGAUUUUUGUUUUCUACUUUUAGUCUCUCGACUUUCCCACCGUCACAAUUUGCAACUUAAAUAUGCUACGGCGAAAUAUGCUAUCCAAAAAAGCUGCAAUUGAUAAAAUAGUCAAGAACAUAGAAAAGAGGCGACUCGAGGAACAAGCAAAUCAGUCCAACAGUCAGCUAUCAAACAAGACAAACAGGACGUAUCCAAGUGUCGAAACCAUGAAAAUCAAUAUAAAGGAAUUGAUAUUGGCCAAGGCGAAAACCUCCGAAGACAGGGAGAUAUUUUCACACGUAAGAAUAGACACUGGGUCCCUGGAGAAAACCUUACUAGACAUGACAAUGAAGAAUAUUUCAGAGGAUGAGCUGAUUUCACUUGGACACGGCCUGAAUGAGAUGAUAAAAUACUGUCGAUGGUCUUAUUACAGUUGUCAUGAAGGGUAAGGCUUUAGUUCAAAUGGUAGAGUCACCAAUAGAAUUUCAUUCAGCUCCUCGAUAUGUUAAACACGUUUCAUGUCCCUAUCACUAAUUUUUGCAGUAAAUGAGGAUGUAACAUUGUGAUUAAUUAGGGGAGAAAAACGGCCUUAAACUAUGUACUGGGUGGAGCAAACACAACUUACAUUUUCCCAUAUCAAAUGCAAAAAUUCAUAUAACAGUAUACAAUAAAUUUAAAAGCCUACUGAAAACUUCAUAGCAUCCUUAUCUUCAAAAGCGAGAAGUAAUUUUUUUUCCACAAAAACUUUCUUUUCAUUUGUCCAAAAACUAAAUUUCAUACUUUUUUACCUUUCUUUAAACUCGUAGUAGUCUUAAGAGGCUCUGGAGGCAUUUCUGGCACUGGAAGUAUGGAAAUUGUUACGUGUUUAACUCAGGACUGUCUGCAAAUGGUAAGAAGCUUCCAGUGAUUACUACAGAUACUGCUGGACCUUAUAACGGUCAGUUCGCAAAAUAAUGUUCUCAACUUUUCAAUGCUGAAGUGUGAACACAACCAAAGUAAUUCCAACACCUUUUUCUCGUCUCCCCUUACUUUUAGGCAAUGGCGAUUGAAGAACUAGUAAUGGCGCGUGGGAGGCGAAAUAUGUACCUUUUAAACUGAUAUACCCACCAAAAGCCAAAAAAUACUGUCGUUUCUACAAACAACCAGUUAAACUUCAGUUUAUUCAAGCGUAAUGAGAAAAUCUUUGAAAUAAUUUAAAAGCGAGCUGGUUAUAAGCAAGAAAACGAGGAAUGCAUGUAAUAUGCAUAUUUAAAAAAAAAUUACGUUUUAUCAAACACUAGCUAAGGAUGAAAGGUUACUUAUUUGUCCGCGUGUAAGCGACCCUAGCUAAAAAUGACCAUGUGGUAAUACUUCAGGUCUUGAGAUGGACAUCUUUAUCAACCAGAAAGAGUACUCAAGUCUGACAGACGAAGCUGGUGUAAGAGUGGUUCUCACCGACCAGGGAAGAAUGCCAUUCCCUUUUGAUGAGGGAUUUAGUGUCCCCACUGGAUUUUCAACGUCGGUUGGAAUCAGAAAAGUAAUUGAAUGUUCUCAGUUAAAUACCAUACCAUUUACCGUGCAAUUUAUCUUUUGACUUGAUUUUCCUUGAUCAAAUGCUUUCCUUUCAAUUACAUCAAAAAUUAUGAAUUUACUUUUUAAGUUUACAUCCAAAAUGGAUAAAACACUGGCAGCUGUCACAAAAUUUAAUAAUGCUAUUUUAGUGUCUACUGCUAUUCUAAGGUCUACUGGAAGUUAUCCGAAAACGCCAAAAUGUAACAGCGAUUGUCUAUAAUGUUCAUAAACGAAAGAAACCGUUUCGAACAAUGACGAAGGAGAACGAAGACACAGGAUCCUUUGUAAAUCUGCUACUGGAAACUCUCUGGUUAGCCAUGUGAAAAAUGCCAGGAAGAUUAGUAACUUAUGCCUUUUCGCGUCCUUACCUUGUCCUCAGAGAUACAUUAAAAGGGUGGACCCACACUUAAACAACAGCUGCUUAGAUGAAACCAGAUCAGCCUACGACUCCCACAUGGACAUCUACGGUCAAAAGUAUCACGUGAACUACUCAUGUCAGGCAAGUUCCGAUUUGCUAUGCUUUACUUCUAAUUUUAACUAA
Messenger RNA from Porites lobata, 3839 nucleotides. The record is from the annotation of a GenBank genome assembly. Lineage: Eukaryota; Metazoa; Cnidaria; Anthozoa; Scleractinia; Poritidae.